Messenger RNA from Phalacrocorax carbo (great cormorant), 892 nucleotides. Lineage: Eukaryota; Metazoa; Chordata; Aves; Suliformes; Phalacrocoracidae. The record is from RefSeq and is a predicted model, not a curated record.
UUCUCCCUCCCAGUGUUCCCAGUGCUCCUUCCAGCACCCGCAGCUCCCUCCUCCCAGUCCGCAGGGGCAGCAGGGCUCAGUGGGUCGUCCCGUCUCUGCGGGGGCCAUGCCGGGUGUCGGGGUGCUCCCCAGCCCCGCUGAGGCUUUGCCCGGCAGAGCUCAGAGGCUGCUGGUGGCAGCCACCCACGCCAUCAAUGGGAACCCCAUGCUCCCACCCUUCCCAGAGGAGAUGCAGACAGCCAUUUUCGGCAUGGGGUGCUUCUGGGGAGCAGAGCGGCUCUUCUGGAAGAUGCCAGGGGUCUUCUCCACCCAGGUGGGCUAUGCAGGAGGCUUCACCCCCAACCCCACCUAUGAAGAAGUGUGCACAGGACUGACGGGGCACGCCGAGGUGGUGAGGGUCAUCUUCAACCCCCAGAAGGUCAGCUAUGAGGAACUUCUCAAAGUCUUCUGGGAGAACCAUGACCCCACACAAGGCAUGCGGCAGCAGGAGGACCUGGGCACCCAGUACCGCUCUGUCAUCUACACGCUGGGCCCCCAGCAGCAGGCGGCUGCCCUCCACAGCAGGGCAGUGUACCAGCAGGAGCUGAGGGAGCGGCGGCAGGGGGACAUCACCACUGCCAUCGAGCCGGCUGGUGACUUCUACUACGCCGAGGACCACCACCAGCAGUACCUGCACAAGGUGCCUGGGGGCUCCUGCGACCCGAAGGGCACCGGCGUCACCUGCCCCAUCACAGCCUGAGGGGCCACCUCGUGCCCCCUGGCUUGUCCCCAUGUCCCCAGCGUUGCAGGCAGGGUGGGGAGAGCAGCCAGCCCCACAUGCCAUGGCCAGCCCCACACACCGCAGCUCUCACACUCCCCAUUGCCCUGGCAGGAUUAAAGCCACGUGCCCCCC